Penicillium taxi is the source of this 1956-nucleotide messenger RNA. RefSeq names its product VHS domain protein. Gene Ontology annotation, cellular component: trans-Golgi network. Gene Ontology annotation, molecular function: phosphatidylinositol binding; ubiquitin binding. NCBI's taxonomy places the organism in Eukaryota, Fungi, Ascomycota, Eurotiomycetes, Eurotiales, Aspergillaceae. The transcript is spliced from 7 exons. Bases 1 to 1956 code for a protein of 651 amino acids. The record is from RefSeq and is a predicted model, not a curated record. Gene Ontology annotation, biological process: Golgi to endosome transport; protein transport to vacuole involved in ubiquitin-dependent protein catabolic process via the multivesicular body sorting pathway; Golgi to vacuole transport.
AUGGCAGCUAGGGACCGCUUCGGUGCCUAUGCUGAGCCGGGACUAACACCGCUACAGCGGGCAAUUCGCAAUGCAUGCGACCCGCAAAACUACGAGCCUAAUCUGGCCCUGAACCUCGAAGUCGCGGACCUGAUCAACUCCAAGAAAGGCAAUGCACCUCGAGAAUCUGCUGUCGAAAUCGUUCAACUGAUCAAUGCCCGAAAUCAGAACGUCGCGUUGCUAGCUUUGGCGCUCCUCGAUAUUUGCGUGAAGAAUUGCGGAUACCCGUUCCAGCUCCAGAUUAGCACAAAAGAGUUCCUGAAUGAAUUGGUUCGAAGAUUCCCCGAACGGCCGCCUAUGCGCCCCUCGCGGGUCCAGCACCGCAUUUUAGAGUCAAUCGAGGAGUGGCGGCAAACCAUUUGCCAAACUUCACGCUAUAAAGAGGACUUGGGCUUCAUUCGGGAUAUGCAUCGCCUCCUACUCUACAAAGGCUACGCGUUUCCUGAAGUUCGUCGCGAAGAUGCUGCCGUUUUAAACCCUAGUGACAAUCUUCGUUCGGCCGAGGAAAUGGAAGAGGAAGAGAGAGAGGCACAGUCCGCUAAGCUCCAAGAACUAAUUCGUCGUGGUACGCCGGCAGAUCUACAGGAGGCUAACCGGCUAAUGAAGGUCAUGGCGGGAUACGAUAAUAGGCACAAAACUGACUACCGAGCGAAAGCUGCGGAGGAGGUCGGUCAGGUACAACAGAAGGCCAAAAUUUUGGAGGAGAUGCUACAAAAUCAACAGCCUGGGGAUCCUAUCCCAGAGGGUGGUGAUGUUUUCGAGGAACUUGCAAAUGCUUUGCAAAGUGCUCAUCCCAAGAUCCAGAAGAUGUGCGAAGAAGAAUCUGACGAUCCAGAGGCCGUUCACAAGCUAUUAGAGAUUAACGACAGCAUUCAUCGUACCAUCGAGCGAUACAAACUGAUCAAGAAAGGCGACGUGGAUGCUGCAUCGAAGAUUCCAAAGGGCACCUUGGGAACCACUACUGGAGUUUCCAAGAACGCCAACAACGAGCUGUCUCUGAUUGACUUCGACCCAGAGCCUAGCUCUAACGGCAACUUGGCCGAAUCGUCCCAGCCAGGCAACUCGCUAGAUAAUGAUUUACUUGGUCUCUCCUUGGGUGGCGAGAGCGCUUCUUUCGGUGGUGGAAUCUCCCUCGGGUCCUCUCAAGGUAUUUCCAUGGGAUCCCCCACAAUGUCGGGCCCAUCACCGCCUAUUGCAUCAACACAACAUGCACAGCAAUCUCCAGCAGCAUUCAAAGCCAAUUAUGACAUGCUUGCAUCGAUAAGCAACUCUCGUUCUGUCUCCCAGUCUUCCACCCCAGUUCCUGGGCCCUCGCCGCUUGUUCGGUCGACGGCGACGCCGCCGGCGGCUGAUCCAUUUGCCUCGCUGGUAUCUGCCAGUCCUCGGCCUGUCAGUGGAGCGUUCCAGCCUCCCACUUCAUUCAGUCCCGCUCCCCCAGGUGCAUCAUCCCUGUUCGACCUAGCAGGAGGUACCAGUUCUCCACAGCCUGCACAGGCAGCUGCAGAUGAUGACGAAUGGAACUUCGCAUCAUCUCUGCCACAGAGCAAUACACUGCCAGGAACUAACCAGGUGCGGGUCCUGGAAUCGCAGCUUCGGAUUGAAUUCCAAGCCCGACGGAUCCAGGCAAACCCCCGCCAGAUUUAUGUCAAGGCAUUGUUCUCCAAUAGCACAGAUCAGCCAAUCGGCAAUCUUCAUUUCCAGGUUGCCGUAGAAAAGUCCUAUACUCUCAAGCUCCGACCGCAGUCUGGCCGAGACAUCGCACCACAGCAACAGUAUGGCGUGCAUCAGGAGAUGCUCCUAGACGGCAUUGACUCAGGCAAAGGCAAUUCUAUUAAACUGCGGUUCAAGGUGUCGUACAUGCUUGGUACCGAACCUCGAGAGGAGCAGGGGAUGGUUCCACCUCUGGGUAUUUUCUAA